Molecule: messenger RNA, 888 nt
Organism: Linepithema humile (Argentine ant)
Lineage: Eukaryota; Metazoa; Arthropoda; Insecta; Hymenoptera; Formicidae
Source: RefSeq, a predicted model, not a curated record
CACGCGUAUCGUUCGGGCUAUUCCACCGAGACUGCUCUACAUCAAACAGUAGCGUUUAUUGAGGAGCAGCUGGAAAGGAAGGGCUACGCAGUGGGUGCUUUCUUGGACAUAGAGGGCGCCUUUAACAACACACCGCACGAGGUAGUGUGUGAGGAAGCCGCCAGAAGGGGUGUCUUGAUAAAGCUCGUCGAAUGGAUCCGGGGCAUGCUAGAGAGGCGUCUGAUGACUUCGCUGGGAACUGCAAAAGUCUGUGGGUGGGUGGGAAGAGGCUGCCCGCAGGGCGGAGUACUUUCCCCACUUUUAUGGUGCCUGGUAGCAGACAAGACGCUUCUAGAGCUCAUGCAGGGGGCACUGGAAGUUGUAGAAGAAUGGUGUCAGAGGACGGGUUUGACGGUAAAUCCACUAAAAACCGGUCUUACUGUCUUCACUUGCAAAUACAAAGUGAGCACCAUUGUGGGACCCACUCUUGAAGGAGUAAGAAGGACCGUUGGCCAGACUUGGGGUUUGAAACCGAGUAUGAUACACUGGAUCUACACAGCCAUGCUUCGCCCCAGACUCACAUACGCAGCUGUAGUAUGGUGGACUAGGGUGCAAAAUAAAACAGCCAAAGUUGCGCUGGAGCAUGUCAGGGCUCUGAUUUUGAGAGGGGCCCUAGGUGCUAUGGUUACGACACCAGUGGCGGCGAUGGGCGUAAUGUUCGGCAUCGAACCAUUUCAUCAAGUGGUAGUGGCUGCGGCAGCAGUGGCGACAUACCGUCUAAGAUGCAAACUAAAAUGGAAGAAGGGAGCCCAGCAUACGAGGCUGCCGGAAAACGUUCUACUGGAUCCAAUAUUCGAGAUGCGACAGGACAGAAUACCUAUUAUUCAGGCUUCUGAUAGGCGCUUCAAA